AUGAACAGCUACCAUGCAUCCCGUCUGGCAAGAUUACUCGCCAGCUCCCAAGAUCAACGCUCCCAAGAUCAACGCUCCCAAGAUCAACGCUCCCAAGAUCAACGCUCCCAAGAUCAAAGCCCACAAGAACCCUCCCUUGCCGACAUACUGAGUAACGCCUACUAUCAAGCCCUCUUAACAACAGACCUCGCCCAACAUUAUCAUCCCCUACCUCGCCUCUUAUAUGAGCCCCAAGACCGCAUUGAUGGUUACUGGACUGUCACGUGGACUCGGCCAUCGUUUGUUCAGCUACAGAUAACCAUCAGGCCCGCUCUCCACAGCGAUCCUCCCUCUCACCAUUGGCGCAGCAUGCGCUCAAACCAGAUCCAAGGCCCCAUCACAUUCCGCAUCUCGACACAAAACGCCAUGAGGGAGUUGUCUGAACUUCGGCGCGUGCCCGGCACCGUGUCCCGCACCUGCCACCGAUUCGGAUACACUAUCGAGUUGGGUACCAGCGACCGCGUUCCGUUCCAGAUAUUGCGACGACCGGUGGACGGUGACCGCAUAUGA
This is a messenger RNA of Fusarium proliferatum ET1, 549 nucleotides long. RefSeq lists its product as uncharacterized. Bases 1 to 549 code for a protein of 182 amino acids. The record is from RefSeq and is a predicted model, not a curated record. The transcript has 3 exons. Lineage: Eukaryota; Fungi; Ascomycota; Sordariomycetes; Hypocreales; Nectriaceae.